Malus domestica (apple) is the source of this 588-nucleotide messenger RNA. The record is from RefSeq and is a predicted model, not a curated record. NCBI's taxonomy places the organism in Eukaryota, Viridiplantae, Streptophyta, Magnoliopsida, Rosales, Rosaceae.
AUGGCGUGUAGGACUGCGCUUCGCUCCGCUCUGCUAAUAGAAGCGUGGCGACCCGUUCAUGUCGCUUGGAGCUCCGCCUCCGCCUCGUUCAGGACCCGCAGACUCUCCUCCCCCAGGCUGAGCCGCCACUUUAGGACCCGAGACAUCCACUUCGCGCGACGGACUCACCUCAACUGCUCCCACAGUGAAAACUCGCCAGCUUUGUCAAAGGACGACCAGGGCUCGCCGCAAGAGGCCAUCUUGAAAGCAAUUUCAGAUGUGUCAAAGGAAUAUGAAUUUGAAGCUCCUGUCAAGCUUUUGGACAAGAUGCUACAUUCAAUGCCACAAUCACCAGAUGAGCAGCUCGUCGUUAUUUCACAGGUCCUUGUGGCUGACAUCAACAUCGACCAAACCAAGAUCAUUGCAGCCAUAAAAAAAGCUAGCAAUAUCAAGAGAUUUUUCCCGUCGAAGUUUGGAAAUGAUGUGGAUCGAGUGAAUGCAGUUGAGCUAGCCAAGUCUUCGUUUGACACCAAGGUCCAAAUCCGGCGUGUUAUUAAGGCUAAGGGCAUCCCCCACACUUAUGUCUCCAACAACUUCUUUGCUGGCUAG